AUGGUCUUGGCAUGUCAGGACCAGAGCCCACAGCCCAGCUCCUCAGGGUACCCCCUGCAGGCAGUAAUGGGUGAAGAAAGCCCAGGACCAUCAGCCCCCCGGGUAGACCCCCAUCCCCCGCCUCCCCCCUGUGGCUGGAAGAGGAGAAGGGAGGAGUCAGAGGAGGAGACAGCCCCAGGGGCUGAGGACGUCUGGGUCGUGGAGACGCUGUGUGGACUCAAGAUGAAGUUGAAGAGACAGCGGUUGUCUUCAGUGCUGCCUGAGCACCAUGAGGUUUUCAACAGGCUGCUGGAAGAUCCUGUCGUUAAAAGAUUCCUGGCCUGGGACAAAAACCUGAGGGUAUCUGACAAGUAUCUCCUGUCUAUGGUCGUAGCUUACUUUAGCCGUGCUGGCCUCUUCUCCUGGCAACUCCAACGAAUCCACUUCUUCCUAGCACUCUACCUGGCCAAUGAUAUGGAAGAAGAUAACCAGGCCCCCAAACAGGCCAUCUUUUCAUUCCUGUACGGGAAGAACCGCUCCCAGCGUCCCUUGUUUCACAAACUGCGGUUUCAAUUCAUCCGAUCCAUGGGCUGGAAGACCAGGGUGUCCCGGGAAGAGUGUGAGGAGGUGGGUGGGCUGUGGGGACUUGGGGGGGGGUGCCCAGUGGGAGAGAGAGGGGAAUAUGGAGGGACACGGGAUUCGGGAUGAGAAAGAAUGAAAGCCUGGACGGUG
Messenger RNA from Herpailurus yagouaroundi (jaguarundi), 711 nucleotides. RefSeq names its product speedy protein E4-like. Gene Ontology annotation, molecular function: protein kinase binding. The transcript is spliced from 6 exons. The coding region runs from base 1 to 687 and encodes 228 amino acids. NCBI's taxonomy places the organism in Eukaryota, Metazoa, Chordata, Mammalia, Carnivora, Felidae. The record is from RefSeq and is a predicted model, not a curated record. Gene Ontology annotation, biological process: positive regulation of cyclin-dependent protein serine/threonine kinase activity.